Messenger RNA from Trametes versicolor FP-101664 SS1, 544 nucleotides. RefSeq names its product 60S ribosomal protein L32. Gene Ontology annotation, cellular component: ribosome; cytosolic large ribosomal subunit. Gene Ontology annotation, biological process: translation. Lineage: Eukaryota; Fungi; Basidiomycota; Agaricomycetes; Polyporales; Polyporaceae. Gene Ontology annotation, molecular function: structural constituent of ribosome. The transcript has 6 exons. Bases 41 to 424 code for a protein of 127 amino acids. The record is from RefSeq and is a predicted model, not a curated record.
CCCCCGCCAACGCCCCCCUCAAGCCUCACGAAGUUCCACCAUGGUCAAGGUUCCCAUCGUCAAGAAGCGCACCAAGCCCUUCAAGCGCCACCAGUCUGACCGCUACCAUGGCGUCAAGGAGGCAUGGAGGAAACCCAAGGGUAUUGACAACCGUGUUCGGCGCCGCUUCAAGGGCCAGCUGCCCAUGCCCAAGAUCGGCUACGGCAGCAACAAGAAGACCCGUCAUCUUCUUCCCAACGGCCUGAAGAAGCUCCUUGUCAGCAACGUGCGGGAAGUCGACCUUCUCUUGAUGCACAACAAAAGUUUCGCGGCGGAGGUUGCACACAACGUCAGCAGCCGCAACCGGACACUCAUCCUGGAGAGGGCCAAGGUCCUCGGCGUGAAGGUCACCAACGCUGCGGCUCGUCUGCGGUCAGAGGAGUAAAAGGUCGUCGCUGGUAUCGCUGUUGUCUCAUUUGCUGUCCUUUCCUCCCAUGUAUCCAUUUGACUAUGCCAGAGAUAAUCGACAUGCGACCAUGUUUCAGGCCCAUAAGUUAUACAUCUU